Poecilia reticulata (guppy) is the source of this 2204-nucleotide messenger RNA. It is a transcript of the gene knop1, whose product is annotated as lysine-rich nucleolar protein 1. The record is from RefSeq and is a predicted model, not a curated record. Lineage: Eukaryota; Metazoa; Chordata; Actinopteri; Cyprinodontiformes; Poeciliidae.
UACAAAACGGAUUCCGAUGAGGACGUGGUGUUUGUUUCUGAAAGGUCUGCACCUAAACCCGUAGAGAUUACCGUCAACCUGGAGAAGCUACUGGCUCUGCAGAGGGACAUUGAUGAGCAGUCCCAGCCCACACAGCCAGCCAAACCUCUGACAAUCCGCUCGAUCAGUGCUGGAGCAAAGAUGGAGGGGGAGAACGGCGAGGCAAAUAUAAUAAAGACGGAGAAAAAGCAGAAGAGAGAACAAAUAAGUUCACUAGAAAUCCAAAUCUGUGCAGCUGAGAACGGGAGCCAAGCCAAGAUUAAAAAGAAAAGGAAAAAAGUAGAAACGGUGGCAAAAGAAAAGGAGGAUGAAGUCGAUCAGAAGAAAGACAAGAAAAAAGCGAAAAGGAAGAAACAUGAUGGUGUUUCUUCAACUAUUGAAACGGAUGACGGCGAUAAGAGGAAGAAGAAGCCGGCAGGAGACGGUGUAAUUCAAACAGAAAACAUUACCUUGAAGGCUGGAAAAUUGGAGAAGGAGAAAAGGAAAGAGGAGAAACUCAAGGACAAACGUGUACAAAUCAAACCAGAAGAUAUGAAGGUAGAAGAAGACGAGGAAAUGCUGAUCAGAAGUAAUAAUCGCAAGAAACCCAAGAAAGGAAAAGGCAAACUUUUAGUUUUCCUUGAGAAGAAACUCGAGGAAAAAUGUGUGCAAGUCAAACCAGAAAAUAUGAAGGUAGAAGAAGACGAGGAAAUGCCAAUCAGAAGUAAUAAUCGCAAGAAGCAAAAAGGCAAGGUUUUAGUUUCGAGGACAGCUGAGACUAAAUUGGUAGUUGUAGAAAAGAAAAAGAAAACUCCUGCAAUUACUAAUGGAGUUGGUGAAACAAAAGCAAAAAAGAAAGCAAAAGUGCUGGAAAAUGGGAUAAAAGUGGAAAAAAAAGAGACAGAGGACAGCAAGGUGAAAUUAAAAAGGAAGAAAGAGAAGGAGAGUAAAUCUGAGGGAAACGAAAUCAAAGCAAAGAGGAAAAAGUCGACAGAGGACGAGGAAAUUCUCCCAAAGAAAAAAAACAAGUUAAAAAACAAAGAGAUUGCUGUAGAGGAAGAUGUAAGCGAGGUAAAGAUCAAAAAGAAAACAAAGAGUAAAAAAGCCAAAGAGGAAGAUGGAAACGUAGAAGCAGAGGAGAUGGAGCCACAGAAGAAGAAAAGGAAAAGAGUGAAGGAGGAAGAGGAUGUGGAGGACAGCAUCGCUCUGGCUGCUGAGCCGCAGAGCAAGAAGAGCAAAAAGAAGAAAAACUUGGCUAAAGAAGGUCAGGACGUGAACACCGAGGCCAAGGCUACGGGGAAAAAGAAGAAAAAAAACAAAGAAGAGCAGGUAGACUCACAGGACUUUCCCAAAGGCGAUGUGGUUUUCCUGUCAGCAAAGCCCGGAAACAGCGAUGAGGUCGCCAUUAAUCAGGAGAGAAGAAAAGCUCUUCAAAUGGAGAUUGAGGAGGCUUCCCAACCUCAUAAACCGGAUAAACCUGCAGGUUUGGGUCAGUGGAGUACCGCUCAGUUCGACAGCUCCCAACAACAGCAGAAGUUCCUGCGACUGAUGGGCGGCUUCAAGAAGGGCUUCCAGCCGGCCAGGGCCGCGGCUGGAGGAGCCAACAUGGCGCUGGGGAAGGACGCGCAGCAGCAUCUGCAGCAAGGACUUCUGAGACAGUUUGAGCGAGCACACGCACAGAAAAUGGACUUCAGCAGCAGAGGGGCGGGACUUGGGUUUACGGCGCCCUCCCAUAAGAAGUUCUCCAUCGACAUCAAUGCGUCUCGAUCCGUCCGCUUUGAUGACUAACUACGGAGGUCGGCAUUUUUGUACUUCCGGAGUAUUGAUUCAACUGGAGGCUGUAGUUUAUAACUCAAAGUGUAUAAAAUGACAUUUUAUGAACGAGAAAUAUGCAAACUGUAUGUUGUGUAGCGUUCAUACCAGUUUUAGGAUAGUUGACUGUCACGGUUUUGUAAAUUUCUCUGAAGACAUUGUGAUGAUUAUUUUAAAUUCUCAACAAUCUUUCAGUUUCAACUUUUUUUUUUCCAUUCGACAAUGUGUUAUACACCUAAAUUGGUUUUAAUUUUUUUUAAGGUUAAAAAUGGAAUGGUUUGAAAGCCUUUCAAAUAGAUGUGAAUGUCUGGACACACUGGGCUGAGCAGCAACUUGACUAGCAGCUGACAUUCAAUAAAAAAGUCACAAGCAAA